CCCCAAGAUCCAAAUUCUGACGUCGCCAGAUAAACGACGACAGCAGUGGAGGGAACAACAGCACUGCCAACAAGAACAUCAGUCUUAAGCAAGGCACCAACCAAUUCAUUAAAGAUGCAGAGCUUGAAGUCGGCGUCGGUGACUAACGCCGUCCGAAGCGCUCCCCGCAUCUCCCAGCGUUCAGUAUCGCGCACGACCCGCCCUCUCAGCACCCUCAACAGCUCCGCCAUCACCACCACCCUUCGUCCCCAAACCAGUCGCACCGUCUCCCGCAACCCAGCCAUUGGGCUUAGCACGACCCUCCUCACGUCCAGGACGCAGCACGCCCGCCAUGGCUCCUCGUCCGCCUCGUCGUCUGAGGCCCUCCAGAAGACUCCCCUCUACGACCUCCACCUCGCCCACGGCGCCCAGAUGGUUCCCUUCGGCGGCUUCCACAUGCCGGUGCAGUACAAGGGUCUUUCAGUAAGUGCUUCGCACGCCUUCACGCGCGAACACUCGUCCAUCUUCGACGUCAGCCACAUGGUGCAGCGCAUCUUCUCCGGCUCAGGAGCCCGCGAGUUUCUCGAGCGCGUCACGCCCUCCGACUUGGCCUCGCUGGGCGUCCACCGCAGCACCCUGUCGGUGCUGCUCAAGGCCGACGGGUCCGGCGGCAUUGUGGACGACACUAUCCUUACCAAGCUGGCCGAGGACAAAUUCUACGUCGUCACCAACGCUGGCUGCCGUGAGAAGGAUAAUGAGUACUUUGACCAGGAGCUCGCCAAGGCCAAAGCAUCCGGGCUGGAAGUGAACCAGGAGCAGCUGGAUGGCUGGGGACUGGUGGCCUUGCAAGGACCCGAGGCUGAGGCGGUGCUGGCUGAUGCGCUCGACGGCAACACCGAUCUGAAGCAGCUCUACUUUGGCCAGUCGGUGUACGGCAAGGUGAAGCUUGAUGGUGGUAAAACCAGCGCGCCCUUGUUGAUCAGCCGCGGCGGCUACACGGGCGAGGACGGGUUCGAGAUUUCCAUCCCGCCAUCCGAGACCGUCGAGGUCACAGAGAAGCUACUCCAGGUAGGCGGUGUCGAGAAGGUCCAGCUCGCCGGUCUCGGCGCGCGCGACUCCCUCCGCCUGGAAGCGGGCAUGUGCCUGUACGGGCACGACCUGGACGAGACGGUGUCUCCCGUCGAGGCCGCUUUGAGCUGGAUCAUUCCCCCGAACCGCCGCAAGGCGGAUGCCGGGUACUACGGAGCCGAGACCAUCAACUCGCAGCUGACUCCCAAGAGCAAAGGAGGAAACGGCGUCGUCCGCCGUCGCGUCGGCUUUAUUGUGACUGGUGCCCCCGCCAGAGAAGGCGCGGAGAUCGUGGCCAAGGGGGACCCGACUACGAAGCUUGGUAGGAUCACGAGCGGGUGUCCGAGCCCCAGUCUAGGGAAGAACAUUGCGAUGGGGUAUAUCAAGGAUGGCCAGCACAAGAGCGGGACGGAGGUGGAGGUGCUGGUGAGAGGAAAGCCCAGGCCGGCGGUGGUAACCAAGAUGCCGUUUGUGCCUAGCAAGUACUACAAGUCUGCUUAGAGCACUUGAAGGAGGAUAGUAUACAAGGCUUUACCCACGGGAGGGCAAGGGGGUGAAAGCUACAAUUUGACUAACUACAUACGAGAGUGGGACAAAGGAGAGUCAUUUCAUUCAACAACUAUGAAUUUCUGCGACAAGGUAACAAGGGGUAUCAUAGGAUCACGAAUGGCGUCAAACCGGGCACGGCGAUGUUAUAUAUUGUUUUCAACAACUGGGCACAACAGAACAGCUGAUGGGCGUAUGGUAGCUACUGCUGUUUUGCCAACGAUCAGUCUUGGCGUAGAUAAGUGGAAUAUUGGUCUCGUCAACCC
Neurospora crassa OR74A is the source of this 1859-nucleotide messenger RNA. RefSeq names its product glycine cleavage system T protein. The coding region runs from base 115 to 1548 and encodes 477 amino acids. Gene Ontology annotation, cellular component: mitochondrion. The transcript has a single exon. NCBI's taxonomy places the organism in Eukaryota, Fungi, Ascomycota, Sordariomycetes, Sordariales, Sordariaceae. The record is from RefSeq and is a predicted model, not a curated record. Gene Ontology annotation, biological process: glycine catabolic process. Gene Ontology annotation, molecular function: protein binding; aminomethyltransferase activity.